AUGACUUCCAGAGUAGCUGCCGCCCGUUACGGCAAGGAGAACGUUCGUGUGUACAAGGUACAUCGAGAUGAGGCAGCCGGUACUCAGACGGUGGUCGAGAUGACUGUAUGUGUACUGCUUGAGGGUGAAAUCGAUGUCUCGUAUACCAAGGCAGACAACAGCGUCGUGGUAGCGACAGACUCGAUAAAGAAUACCAUUUAUAUUCUAGCAAAGCAGAACCCAGUCACACCACCGGAGCUCUUCGCUUCGAUUGUUGGAGACCACUUUAUAAACAAGUACAAACAUAUCCAUAUCGCCCAUGUCAAUGUAGUGGCACAGCGAUGGUCCCGAGUGAAUAUCAACGGCAAACCACACCCUCACUCGUUCUUAAAGGAUGCCUCUGAAGUCCGAUCUACCGAUGUCACCGUUACUGAAGGGAAAGGAGUUGAUAUCAAGACAUCUCUAUCCGGGCUCUCCGUCUUGAAAAGCACAAACUCACAGUUCCAUGGCUUCGUGAGAGAUGAAUUCACCACCCUUCCCGAGACCUGGGACCGAGUUUUAAGCACAGAUGUCGAUUCUACCUGGACAUGGUCUACAUUCUCAAGCGUGGAGCAAGUAAGACGUUCAGCUACCAAGUUUGACACUACCUGGGACACCUCGCGAGGUAUCAUAUUGGAGACCUUUAGCAACGAUAACAGCGCCAGUGUGCAAAACACCAUGUAUAAAAUGGGAGAGCGAUUCCUUGCGGCUCAGCCGUUGCUGGAGACGGCUGAAUUCAGCCUGCCUAACAAGCACUAUUUCCAACUUGAUUUGAGCUGGCAUAAGGGCUUGAAAAACACUGGUACAGAUGCUGAAGUGUAUGUUCCCGGUUCAGGCGCCAGUGGGCUCAUCAAAUGCACCAUUGGGCGCGGUGAUGUCGAGAAGAAGUCGAAAUUAUAG
Arthroderma uncinatum is the source of this 918-nucleotide messenger RNA. RefSeq names its product uricase. Gene Ontology annotation, biological process: purine nucleobase catabolic process; urate catabolic process. The transcript is spliced from 3 exons. Gene Ontology annotation, molecular function: urate oxidase activity. The record is from RefSeq and is a predicted model, not a curated record. Bases 1 to 918 code for a protein of 305 amino acids. Gene Ontology annotation, cellular component: peroxisome. Lineage: Eukaryota; Fungi; Ascomycota; Eurotiomycetes; Onygenales; Arthrodermataceae.